Enterobius vermicularis (human pinworm) is the source of this 885-nucleotide messenger RNA. NCBI's taxonomy places the organism in Eukaryota, Metazoa, Nematoda, Chromadorea, Rhabditida, Oxyuridae. The record is from the annotation of a GenBank genome assembly.
UUGAAGACAAUUUUUGUGAAUAUUUCAGUUUCCUUACGGGAUAAACCACCGGGUAGCAGCUGUAAUUCGCCACCGAAUUACAUAUCAACAAAUCAGUAUUCCGUUUCCUACAAUACAGCCCGGCUUCCGGGCACAUUUCUCGGACUUACAAUUGCUGCUACACCGCAAAGUUUGAACAGUUCGUCACCAUCAUCUCUUUCACCACAACCACCGGUUUCAUCAACACUGCAAAAUUCAUUGGCUCCAAAACGACGUUUAAAAGCUGUUUUUAUCAUCGAUUCGAAAACAACAGAAAUAUUAGUGGCUAAUGACAAUGUAAAACGUGUUUUUGGUCUUCUUCAUCCAUCGUUGAUAGGACGUCGUUUUACGGAUAUUUUUUCUACAAGUCCAAAUCAACAACUACCGGCUAUUCUAUACAACACACUAGUGACACCAGAUGGACAUCUUAAAGAAGUCUAUGGAAAGGCUAUUGAUGCAAUUGAUUCGCAAGGUAAGCAGUGUGCUAUCAGUGCUUGGUCUUAUCCACUAACACAGGCCGCUGCAGAUGCUUCAAAAGGAGGUUUGGAUGGCAAAAAAAAUUCGAUGUUGAUCAGAACAUUAUCGGCAAUCAUUCCGCGAGGACGUCGGAAUUUGGAUUCUGGUCAUGGUAGUCCGGUGGCUCCACCACCACCACCACCGGCGUCGUUAUUUCCAUUACCACCCCCUUCUCGUUCAUCUGUCACUUGUAUCAGCCAUGUGCAAAAAAAAAUAAUGAAUGGUGGAAACGAGAACGAUGACAAUGAUGAUGAUGACGACGAUGAUAAUGAUGACGAUGAUGAUGACGACGAUGCCGGUAAUAAUAUUGCUGCUGUUCUUGCUGUCAGCGUUUAUAAACUCUGGAUUUAG